GAGGGAGGCUCGGACCGCGGCGGCGGCGGCGGCGGCAGCGGCGGGGCCUGUCCAUGAGCGCGCGGCGGCCGCUCCCGCACCCGCUCUCCUUCUGCCUGCGUCUCAGCCUGUGCCUUGCCGCGGCGCAGGGCGCCGCACAGUCGGCUCUUGCUCCUGUUCUUUGCAUCUCGUUUUGUUGGUGAAGAUAGCACAGUGAUGUCUGCAUUCAACCUGCUGCACUUGGUGACCAAGAGCCAGCCAGUAGCCCUGCGAGCCUGUGGGCUUCCCUCAGGGUCAUGUAGGGAUAAAAAGAACUGUAAGGUGGUCUUUUCUCAGCAGGAACUGAGGAAGCGACUAACACCCCUGCAGUACCAUGUCACUCAGGAGAAAGGGACUGAAAGUGCCUUUGAAGGAGAAUACACUCAUCACAGAGAUCCUGGGAUAUAUAAAUGUGUUGUUUGUGGAACUCCACUGUUCAAAUCAGAAACCAAAUUUGACUCCAACUCAGGUUGGCCCUCCUUCCACGAUGUGAUCAGCUCGGAGGCAGUCACAUUGACAGAUGAUUUUUCCUAUGGGAUGCACAGGGUGGAGACAAGCUGCUCUCAGUGUGGUGCUCAUCUUGGGCACAUAUUUGAUGAUGGACCUCGCCCAACCGGCAAGAGAUACUGCAUAAAUUCAGCUUCCUUGUCUUUCACACCUGGAGACAGCAGCAGCGCAGAAGGAGAUGGCGGGGCCAGCAGUGCAGCCCAGGCAGAUAAAGCUGAGCUGUAGAGCAAUGGAGAGCGGUGGAAACAAAGUGUACUUAAUGCACAGCUUAUUAAUAGCAUCAAAAUUGUU
This is a messenger RNA of Octodon degus (degu), 816 nucleotides long. RefSeq names its product methionine sulfoxide reductase B3 (gene Msrb3). Gene Ontology annotation, molecular function: peptide-methionine (R)-S-oxide reductase activity. Lineage: Eukaryota; Metazoa; Chordata; Mammalia; Rodentia; Octodontidae. Gene Ontology annotation, biological process: protein repair; response to oxidative stress. The record is from RefSeq and is a predicted model, not a curated record. The transcript has 7 exons. Gene Ontology annotation, cellular component: cytoplasm. The coding region runs from base 196 to 750 and encodes 184 amino acids.